CUAUGUAAGAUAUCACUGAGGAGUAAAGCUUUUAACUAUGAUAUGAUGCUCCCCGACAAAACUUAGACAGAAGAAAGUGGGGAGUGUUUGCAUUUGAAGUUUCAGUUAUGUAGUCGCAACUUUAGAGCUUAAAGACUUGUCGGAAGAAAGUGCAAUAGGACGAAUAUACAAGUAGGAUACAUUGACUAGAAAAAUGGUUGUUGGAAGCAGGGGAGAAAAAGGAACUAAACGCAGAUGAGAAGGACAUUUCUUUAGGUUCAUUGCAUUGCAAAAAGAUCAUAAUUCGGCUACCUUUUGGUAGAGUAUUUGAUUUUGCGAAGUUGAUUGAGCUCCCAUCCUAGUUUCCACGGCACUCUUCUUCGUUCGGGUGUCUUCAACAAGUGGGAUUAAAAGUUCUCUAUUUGAUUUUCACUGUUUGACUUACUUUGUAAGACAUUUCAGACUAGUGAAAUUGCCUACCUUUACCUUUUCAGUCAUGAAAAAUGCGGCUACUGCCGUCAAAACGUCUUUGCAAAACCAAUCAGACACUCGUACCAUUGCCAACUUUUACGCAGCCCAGCUCCAACCUCUUUGCCGAGAGAAAAAGCAUGCCAGCUCAGCUUUUGCUCUUGUUCGAUCAAUCCAUGGCAACAUGAUUACCUCCGGAUUCAGGCCACGAAGCCACAUCCUUAAUCGCUUAAUCGACAUUUACUGCAAAAAUUCCGGUCUUGUUUAUGCAAAGCGCCUGUUUGAUAGAAUUCCCCAACCAGAUGUCGUGGCAAGAACAACAGUUAUUGCUGCAUACUCUGCUUCCGGGGACCCCAAGCUUGCAAGAGAGGUUUUUGAUAAAACCCCAUUAAGCAUCCGCGACACUGUUUGUUACAACGCUAUGAUUACUGGCUAUUCACAUAACAAUGAUGGCCAUGCUGCUAUAAAACUAUUUCUUGGUAUGAGGUGGAAAAGUUUUCAGCCUGAUGAGUAUACCUACACCUCGGUGCUUGCAGCUUUAGCCCUUAUAGCUGAUCAUGAAAUGCACUGCGGGCAGCUGCAUUGUGCGGUUGUGAAGUCAGGCAUGGCGUGGGUUAAGUGUGUUGUCAAUGCACUUAUAUCAGUUUAUGUAAAAUGUGCUUCAUCACCCAUAGUGUCAUCCGUGCUGUUGAUGGAUGCAGCAAGCAAGUUGUUUUAUGAGAUGCCAGAGCGGGAUGACUUGUCCUGGACUACGAUUAUCACAGGGUAUGUGAAGAAUGAUGACCUUGAUGCUGCUCGGAAGGUGUUUGAUGGUAUGGAUGAGAAGUUGCUUGUGGCGUGGAAUGCAAUGAUCUCUGGGUAUGUACAUAAAGGUUUCAUCUUCGAAGCAUUAGACAUGUUAAGGAAAAUGCACUCAGCAGGGUUGAAGCCAGAUGAGUUUACCUGCACUAGUAUCCUCAGUGCUUGUGCCGAUGCCGGAUUGUUUCUUCUAGGAAAACAGGUGCAUGCUUAUGUUAGACGAACAGAAGAGGAAAUUCAUGUGUCUGUACAUAACGCUUUAAUAACAUUAUAUUGGAAAUGUGGUAGAGUCGAUGAAGCAAGAAAAGUUUUUGAUAAUCUAGCCUUUAAGGACCUUGUUUCGUGGAAUGCAGUUCUAUCAGCAUAUGUAGGAGAAGGGCGGAUUAAUGAAGCUAAAUUAUUCUUUGAUGAGAUCCCAGAGAAGAAUUCUCUUGCAUGGACAGUAAUGAUAUCAGGAUUUGCACAAAAUGGAAAAGGGGAAGAAGCUCUCAAACUGUUCAACCAAAUGAGACUACACGGGAUCGAGCUGUGUGACUAUGCAUUUGCAGGAGCUAUUACAUCUUGUGCAGUGCUUGCAGCACUAGAAACUGGAUGCCAACUCCAUGCUCAGCUUAUCCAGCGUGGAUUUGAUUCAAGCCUUUCAGCUGGAAAUGCAUUAAUAACAUUUUAUGGAAGAUCUGGGGUCAUUGAAGCUGCACGUACCGUGUUUCUCACAAUGCCUUGUGUAGAUUUGGUUUCUUGGAAUGCAUUAAUUGCUGCCUUGGGACAGCAUGGAUAUGGUGCUCAAGCCAUAGAACUUUUUGAACAGAUGUUAAAUGAACAUAUAACUCCUGAUAGGAUCAGCUUUCUCACAGUUAUAUCUGCUUGUAGUCAUGCAGGAUUGGUAGAAAGGGGACGACACUACUUUAAUAUAAUGCAUAGUGUUUACAAAAUAAAUCCAGGAGAAGAUCACUAUGCCCGUUUAAUUGAUUUGUUGUCUCGAGCUGGAAGGUUAUUAGAAGCAAAAGAUGUGAUCCAGACUAUGCCUAAUAAACCUGGGGCACCCAUGUGGGAAGCUCUUCUUGCUGGUUGCCGAACUCAUAGGAACGUGGAUUUGGGGGUUGAAGCAGCAGAAAAACUCUUUGAGUUGACGCCACAACAUGAUGGAACCUACAUACUUUUGGCUAACACCUUUGCUGCUGCAGGCCGAUGGGAUGACGCUGCUAAGGUGCGAAAACUGAUGAGAGACCAAGGGGUGAAAAAAGAGCCUGGAUGUAGUUGGAUUAAGGUUGAGAAUACCGUUCAUGUCUUUUUGGUGGAUGAUACCGCACAUCCUGAAAUUCAAGCAGUGUACAACUACCUGGAGGAGUUAAGACUGAAGAUGAGGAAAAUGGGAUAUGUUCCAGAUACACAAUAUGUGUUGCAGGAUAUGGAGGCUGAGCAAAAGGAGUAUGCUAUAUCAACUCAUAGUGAAAAGCUGGCAGUUGUAUUUGGGCUCUUGAAACUGCCUCGUGGAGCCACAAUUAGGGUCUUCAAGAACCUACGGAUUUGUGGUGACUGCCACAAUGCGAUUAAAUUCAUGUCGAAGGUUGAGGCAAGAGAAAUCAUCGUCAGAGAUGGAAAUAGGUUUCAUCAUUUCAGGGAUGGUGAAUGCUCAUGUAGGAAUUAUUGGUGAGAUAUGGGAUAAUGAUUACUGUCACCUAAUGAGUUCCUUGGUUUCUGUGGAGAUUUGAAGAAGUCAUUCUGGAAGGGGUUGUGUUGCCAGGGAAAAGUUAUAGCAUCUUCGGACAUUAAAAUGUAAGACUUCAACGCUGAAGUAGGAAUAUGCUGCUACGUCUUGUUUGUCUGUAGCAUUUCGAAAAUGGAUGUGCAUUGUGAAUGUUUCUGCUUUGUGUUCCCUGGUGGUGAAUGCUCAUUGGAUACCUUCUAGAUACUUAAGGCAUAAUUAACUAAUGAGAUAGAGAUUGCAUAUAUCUUGUAGUUAUACACGAUUGAGUAACUAUCAAACAAAGAACUCGCAGCUUCAUAAUGCUCCCAGUUUGUGAAUAAUAGGAUAUGCCAAAGGGUUGAGUGACUCUCUGCUUGGGGAAAUGAUACAGUUGAGUUUCUAGAAUCCUCAAACAUAAAGGAGUACAGCUUGCAACUCAUCUAUAGAUGGGUACCUUCAUAUCCUACAGUGAGUAUACUCCAUUUGUCAACCAGAUUUAAGUUGACGAUCUUUCACAUCCAUCGGUUAAAACAAGCAUAGAGCUGAAGGCAGACUUAGUUUUCCGCGAUGCUCCUUGGUUGGCACAUUUGUAUUUUUAGCAAGUGAGCUGCUUUUUCUGGGCUCUAAUUGGACUCAUUGAAUUCAAGUGGUGCUCUCCAUUCGUGAUCAUUCUGAUCAGCUGUAUGUUCUUUUCAGGAUGCUCUGUGAUAGCAGAUAUACUUGUACUCCAAGGUGUUUUCCCCUAAUAUUUGGUGCAGAGCGUUUGAUCCUUUUGGUUAACUAGACGAGCCACUUUUUAAUAGAAUUCUUUGAAGUGGCCUUAUCUAGGAUUGAUCCAAGCCACUGGAAAUUAUUGUUUUUGGGGAUCAUUAAGUAUUUGUGAAGAAAUACAAUAUCUUAGCAAACUCUGAAAUCAAGCUCGCAUUCAAAUUCAUUCUUGAGACGAGUCAAAGGAUUUGAUAGAGGUUACAGAUACUUCCAAUUUUAUCACUUUGGUAUUCAUUUGCCAUUAUUUUAUCUUUUUGGUCCUUUAGGUUUACACUCAAAUUUGUUUCCACAUACGUUGUACUUGUCUCUCUUGGAAUCUGGCAUUUGAAUGCAAGCACAUGUUGUAAUU
Messenger RNA from Nicotiana tabacum (common tobacco), 4049 nucleotides. Its product is annotated as pentatricopeptide repeat-containing protein At1g25360. Lineage: Eukaryota; Viridiplantae; Streptophyta; Magnoliopsida; Solanales; Solanaceae. Gene Ontology annotation, biological process: RNA modification. Gene Ontology annotation, molecular function: protein binding; zinc ion binding; RNA binding. The record is from RefSeq and is a predicted model, not a curated record.